Messenger RNA from Schistosoma bovis, 561 nucleotides. Lineage: Eukaryota; Metazoa; Platyhelminthes; Trematoda; Strigeidida; Schistosomatidae. The record is from the annotation of a GenBank genome assembly.
AUGCUGUUUGUUUUUGUAAAAGAUGAUUUAUUCCCCAUUAAUUCUCAGAAUAGUCCAAGUCCUACACGUUAUGAUAUAAAACGACUAGUUGUCGUACGUCCGAUUUCUUAUGGUUUCAAGAAUACUGGUCGAAUGAGACAAUGCUCAACAUUUACUAAUGAUGGUUUAUGGUUACUUCCCGGUGCCUAUAACGUUAAUGGAGUAGACGAAAAAUUAAAUCAAUGUCAUAGAACAUAUUCAUUUAAAAAUAUACCGAGAAAAUUUAAUGAUUUAUUGUUUGGUUUACAAGAUAAAAAUUUGUGUUUAGCUCCCGGUCAGUAUAACCCUUAUGGUGAAGAGCAGAUUAAAAAAACACAAUUGCCUUCAUAUCACAGUGUAUUUAAAUCAAAAUACCCCAGAUCUGUUUCAAGUCAAAAGCAAGAUAAUGUGCCUCCACCAGGUGCUUACAAUUUGUCAUUUAAUGAAACAUUUGGAAUAAUCUCUCCAUUUGUAUCACAGGUACCCAGAUUUAAACGUUCAAAAUCGUUUGUCCCAGGUCCUGGUACGUACAAUAUCAAUUGA